AUGGAGGCGUUGAAGCUGAAUGGGAAAGAAGAGCAGAUGCAGAGAGCGUUCGGUUAUGCAGCGAGGGACUCUUCAGGAGUCCUUUCUCCUUUCUCUUUCACCAGAAGGGCCAAUCGAGAUCAUGACAUUACGAUGAAGAUCCUGUACUGCGGAAUUUGCCAUUCCGACCUUCACAUCAUUAAGAAUGAACACGGGAUUUCGAGCUACCCUAUCGUACCCGGCCAUGAAAUUGUAGGAGUGGUGACUCAAGCUGGGGGCAAAGUGAAUAAAUUCAAAGUUGGAGACAAAGUAGGCGUUGGUUGCCUAAUUGGUUCAUGUGGAGAAUGUGACAACUGCCAUGGAGGGUUGGAGAACUACUGCCCCAAGCCGGUCUACACGUACACGAUCUUCGAAUCCGAGGGCGACACCAAACGCUACGGCGGGUACUCCGACAUCCUCGUCGUCGACGAGCAUUUUGCGGUCCGGAUCCCCGAUGCCAUUUCGCUCGCCGGCUGCGCUCCCCUACUCUGCGCCGGGAUCACGGUUUACAGCCCAAUCAGGCAUUUCGGUUUGGACCGGCCUGGGAAGCGUAUUGGCGUCGUCGGCCUGGGAGGGCUGGGGCACCUGGCGGUGAAGUUCGGCAAGGCGUUCGGCGCCAAGGUCACCGUCAUAAGUACUUCGGAAAGCAAGAGGCAGGAAGCAAUUGAGGAAUUGAAGACUGACUCGUUCAUACUAAGCCAUGAUAUGAAGCAAAUGCAGGCUGCGAUCGGCACAAUGGAUGGGAUCAUCGACACGGUCUCGGUGACGCAUCCAUUGAAGCCGUUGUUGGAUCUACUGAGAACGGAUGGAAAGCUCAUCAUGUUGAGCGCACCUUCUGAGACGCCCGCUCAAGUGCCGCUCUUUCCAUUAUUUGGGCGGAAAUCUUUGGUGGGAAGUAUGUGCGGUGGAAUCAAGGAGACGCAGGAGAUGAUGGAUUUCGCAGCAGAGCACGGCAUAACGUCGAAUGUGGAGGUUAUCGCGAUGGAUUACGUGAACGAAGCCAUGGACCGACUCGCCAGAGGAGAUGUCCGAUAUCGAUUUGUCAUCGACAUAGCCAAUACACUCACCAAUCUCUGAUUCCAUGUCUGCGUUGCCUCUAUGUUAUUACUUGGUAUGUUUUAGUAGA
Molecule: messenger RNA, 1144 nt
Organism: Eucalyptus grandis
Lineage: Eukaryota; Viridiplantae; Streptophyta; Magnoliopsida; Myrtales; Myrtaceae
Product: probable mannitol dehydrogenase
Biological process (GO): lignin biosynthetic process
Molecular function (GO): cinnamyl-alcohol dehydrogenase activity; zinc ion binding
Source: RefSeq, a predicted model, not a curated record